This is a messenger RNA of Colletotrichum scovillei, 2695 nucleotides long. RefSeq lists its product as uncharacterized. The coding region runs from base 691 to 1974 and encodes 427 amino acids. The transcript is spliced from 3 exons. The record is from RefSeq and is a predicted model, not a curated record. NCBI's taxonomy places the organism in Eukaryota, Fungi, Ascomycota, Sordariomycetes, Glomerellales, Glomerellaceae.
ACAAGCACAGAGCCGACCACCGUGGAACGUUGCGAAAGAACGACGGCCAAUUUCUCACGAUGCUUACGGGAGCCCGAAGAGGCGCUGGAGGCGAUCACCAUGCUAGGAGCCCUGAGGUGGCGGAGCUGACUUGGCGGAGCUGAGAUGGCGGACCAACCUCAACGCCUGAGGUAGCGAAACGUCCCUGACGAGGGCCAACCCAUGGAACCAGAUGCUGGUCGGAUCAACGUAACUUUCCAAGGUCUCGACCCCCACGACACCACCGCACUUACCCAUCGGCUAAGGAACCUAUCCGUCGAUAGUGCCAUGCCUCGUUGGAUACAAUAGGAAACCGGGAUAGGCUCGCACGUAAGUCUCCACUACUGACCGGUCUCCACACCGUUCGCGCAGGCCCGUCAGGAGAUGACAGAAAGCGUGCCAUCCUCGGCUAGCACUCGUGUUACUAUUGCUACUGGGCCUCUGCACACCACUGAGACGCAAAACCCAGCCAGCAUCCUCCUUCAGUGCUUCUUCACGCUUAGGGAUGGUCCGAUAUAGAAGCCAAUCACAAGCGCCGGUCUCAUCGUCUGCUCGGAAGCCGUUGCAAGAUCUCAAGCUUAUAACAGAAAAUCAGGCCAGAACCUUCAACCCCGUUCAGAAGAUCAUAGAACUAAUCAGGUCAAGCCGCUCAUCUUCAGCGUCAGCACGAGAAUGCUUUCCUUCUCCGACCACCUAGCAACGUCACUUCGACUAGAGAAGCUUUCAUCGUCACCCCAUUGCAACUACACGGAUAUGUUGCAGCAUGGCACCGCUGUCGACCUUGAGAACCAUAAGGAGAAUCAUGCCACGACCGACCUCAUCGUUCCACCGCCGAGAGGUUAUUGUGCUUGCAUCGCCAUCAACACGUCGACCGGUCCUGAACCCUUGGAAGUCAAUGUGUGGCGGGCUGUCAACGAGGUCUUGUCUAUGCCGUGGCGCACUUCAACAGAAGCCCAUGUGACUGAAGAUGCUAAAGGAAAAGACACAAUCGUGCGGGCUCUGAUCGAGGGCUGGGAUGUCGCUGCCAAGUACCAGCCGUUGUCAGAUUUGUGGAUCAAACUUCGAUGUGUUGAUGAACUAUGCUUCAAGGCAUGUCCUCGGACUGAACGGUUGGCAAUACUUUGGAUGGUGAGUCUACAACUGCGGUACCAUUCCAAUCCCACCACCGAGCGCAGGGACAAGCUGCCUCCAUGGUACUGGAAGAGACCGUCUCAAGUGUUUCCUCACCCCUAUGCGAUCAAUCUUUUCGUCUGGCCUGGAGUCCGAGAACGUUUCGUUUUUGAACAACACAAAUAUUGCGACAACCAGUUUUGGAAGAGCUUCGCCCGUAACUUUCGUCUCCUGUGGUCUUCUGACUUCCAGAACACGUAUGUCAAGAACUUGACCACAGGCUUGUACGAGAUGUUGCCGUCGUUCGAGCAAAGUAUAUCAGAAAUCAGUAACUGGACCAUGACGGAGGACUUUUUCAACCGCUACCCCGAGUUCCGGGCCGAUAUCCCGCUGUUCCGCCCUGUUGCCCAACAUCUCAUUCGGUCUCCAACGUCGGCCGUUGUUGAUCCCAUACACCCCCAAUUAUUGCCUCAUCAAGCACUUCCUUCGCAGCCUAAUGUGUACGAGAAACCCCUACUCCUCGAGCGGCAGGCUUCGGCGGUGACGAAUGAAUUCGACCGUUCUAACCAUGGACGAUGCUCCUGCUCCCUCGGCGAAUGCCAGCUCGAGAUUUCUCACCAUCCAGAAUGGUCAAGACACCGCCCUUGCGUCGUUGAGAUAGACACGGCCGCCACCGAGAUUUCGUGCCCCGAACGCUCCGCGCUCAGUGGCCUGAAGCGAGAGGCAAACAGUUCUCUCGCUCUACACGGGCCGGACGCCUCAGUCGUGCCGCACCACAUGACGGCCAAUUUCUGCAAAGAAGGCUAUAGGCCCUGGAUAUCGAAUCUAAAAGAGCUCAGUCACUAGGUCUAUGGCGCUGUGGGUGUCUCAGUUGGCGGGACACAGCAGCUCUCCGGGCAGCCCAUCGCCAUGGCUCAUUCUUUUUCACCAACGGCCUUCUCUGGACACCCUGUACACUACGAACGUGAGUUUCUCAACACCGAACACAGACCUCCGGAACAGCUUUCAGAGUCACCGAAUAUCCAUUACUUCGCCGGUUAUACACAGACCACUGGCGAUGUUGACGUCGCCGUGGCUUGCGACGGUUUUGGCAAAUCGAGUGGGGACUCGGCCGGCGUCGCGGACAUCGAGUUCACCGGAGAUACGACACAGGCCUGGACUUCUGAGGAAUUUCCCAACCAAUACCCGAGGUACACAGACGCUUGGAGAUAUGGUGAGGAUCCAUCCUACACACAAGUGGUGACGCCGUACGAGUCAUCUCAAUUCCUUGGUUGGCGCUACUCAUCGUAGCCAGUCGUUGAUCACGACGGGAAAGCGGCAUCUGGCACCCGUGUUUCUCAUUGUUUUGCUUCCCUCUUCAGUCAAUCUUGGUACGCUCUUAAAAGGCAAAUCACCUAGUCUGAGGCCAGGACGCGCACGACCUUCAGGGAAAACGUCAGAAAUGAGCCAACCCAGCGCGGGGGUUUGGCCGUGGAUCCAACACCAGAGGAAAUGGCGGAAUCAGCUCGCUCAAGUCGUACAUAGACGGAAAUAUUGCCGAUUCACAACCCAUGAAAAUAAGUAGACC